AUGCCUCUUGGAACUGGCGUCGUCCUUGAAUGUCGAGAAAAUGUGGUCCUCUUUGAUGGAUCAAACUUUAGUGCUGUCCCUGAAUCAAAAGUACAACCCGGUAUAGGCUUUACCUUUGUAACAAUGCCUGGCCCUGUCCCAUUUGUGCUCAUGGCCCAAGAUUAUAAAUUGUUCAGUAUCCCACUCAGUGGACCCAACGCAGGAAAGGUGUAUGAUGCAAAGCCCAUCCGGAUCCCAGACACCUCCUUCGAUAACCUUGCUCCCAACGCACCAAGUGCUACCGGUGAUUCAAAGUCGAGCAACUCGGGUGUCAUCAUUGGGGUCGUUUGUGCAGUCUUGCUUGUUAUCGGAGCUGCCGGCUUUGUCUGGUACAGGAAGAAACGAGCUGCACGAAACAACUCACCUGUCCUAUCAAAAGCUUAA
Molecule: messenger RNA, 423 nt
Organism: Lobosporangium transversale
Lineage: Eukaryota; Fungi; Mortierellomycota; Mortierellomycetes; Mortierellales; Mortierellaceae
Exons: 2
Coding region: 1-423 (140 amino acids)
Source: RefSeq, a predicted model, not a curated record